AUGCCAACGUGCUGCGGAUGCGUAGACACUAAGGAAGGUGGGCAACAUAUUGAUGGCUACGAAAAACAUGUGAGACAAAGGGAAAGCAAUAUCGUUUCCCUUCUAUUCAUGGUUGUCCCACUGGUGGUCACAAAAAUCUUACUGCUUAUACUGCUUAUACUGACCAUACAAAAACUGAAAACUAUUAGAAAGCAUCACGGUGAUCAAAAGCCACCUCAUCGUUCGGAUGAAGGAAAGGAAAAGAGCAGAGAUAGCGCAGAAUUAACGAUGUCGAAUGAACCGUCCAAGGAAAGUACAACACCAUCGAAGGAAUCUGUUACACAAGCUAAAAGUCUUUGA
Molecule: messenger RNA, 339 nt
Organism: Cylicocyclus nassatus
Lineage: Eukaryota; Metazoa; Nematoda; Chromadorea; Rhabditida; Strongylidae
Source: the annotation of a GenBank genome assembly